This is a messenger RNA of Oncorhynchus kisutch (coho salmon), 906 nucleotides long. RefSeq names its product loricrin-like. The transcript is spliced from 2 exons. NCBI's taxonomy places the organism in Eukaryota, Metazoa, Chordata, Actinopteri, Salmoniformes, Salmonidae. The record is from RefSeq and is a predicted model, not a curated record. Bases 1 to 906 code for a protein of 301 amino acids.
AUGGGGUUUGAGCUGGGUCUUGAGCUCCAACAGUGGUGGGAGUUUCUCCUGCAGCUCCACACUGGAGGGGGUUUAUCGUGCAGGUCCUACAGUGGAGGGGGUUUCUCCUGCAGCUCCUACAGUGGAGGGGAUUUCUCCUGCAGCUCCAACAGUGGUGGGUGUUUCUCCUGCAGCUCCUACAGUGGAGGGGGUUUGUCCUGCAGCUCCUACAUUGGAGGGGGUUUGUCCUGCAGCUCCUACAGUGGAGGGGGUUUCUCCUGCAGCUCCUACAGUGGAGGGGGUUUCUCCUGCAGCUCCUACACUGGAGGGGGUUUCUCCUGCAGCUCCUACACCGGAGGGGGUUUCUCCUGCAGCUCUAACAGUGGAGGGGGUUUCUCCUGCAGCUCCUACACUGGAGGGGGUUUCUCCUGCAGCUCCGACACUGGAGGGGGUUUCUCCUGCAGCUCCUACAGUGGAGGGGGUUUCUCCUGCAGCUCCUACACUGGAGGGGGUUUGUCCUGCAGCUCCUACAGUGGAGGGGAUUUCUCCUGCAGCUCUAACAGUGGAGGGGGUUACUCCUGCAGCUCCUACAGUGGAGGGGGUUUCUCCUGCAGCUCCUACAGUGGAGGGGGUUUCUCCUGCACUCCUACAGUGGAGGGGGUUUGUCCUGCAGCUCCUAAAGUGGAGGGGGGGUUCUCCUGCAGCGCCUACACUGGAUGGGGUUUCUCCUGCAGCUCCUACACUGGACGGGGUUUCUCCUGCAGCUCCUACACUGGACUGGGUUUCUCCUGCAGCUCCUACACUGGAGGGGGUUUCUCCUGCAGCUUCUACACUGGAGGGGGUUUCUCCUGCAGCUCCUACACUGGAGCGGGUUUCUCCUGCAGCUCCUACACUGGAGGGGGUUUCUCCUGCAGCUCCUACAGUUGA